Molecule: messenger RNA, 1698 nt
Organism: Mesocestoides corti
Lineage: Eukaryota; Metazoa; Platyhelminthes; Cestoda; Cyclophyllidea; Mesocestoididae
Source: the annotation of a GenBank genome assembly
AUGUCUUCGUACGGAAGUAGAGUGCACAAAGUCGCAAACAUUUUCCGACGAGUUAGUGGCCUCCUAAAGAAUGGAGCGAUGUCGCCUAACGAGAGGCCACUGUGGUUCGACGUCUACAAAGCCUUCCCUCCUAAAGUCGAACCGAAUUUCGAACGACCGUUGCCUGAGAAUUUAAAUGUUCGUGAGAUACUCUAUGGGGAGGAUAAGGGCCGUGUAGCCUUCCUCCGAAAGUACGCAGUGGAAGACCUGCACAACAUGUUUGCGGUCAAUGACCAGGGCACCUACAUGGCCAGCUACAAGUCGAAGUGUUUUGCAUGGAAUUUAAAACAUAACCUAGGCACUAACACCGAUCUCGUAUUCCUUGGUUCGGGUUCAGCCUACCCCUCACCCCAUCGUGGGGCCUCAUCGCUGGUCCUGCGGCACCACAAGACCGGAGCGCAGUGGCUCUUCGACUGCGGUGAAGGCACCCAAGUCCAGGUCCAGCGUUGCGCCCACGUCCGACCCCAGAGAAUCUCGCGCAUCUUCAUUAGCCACCUCCACGGGGAUCACAUCUUCGGCCUACCGGGCCUCCUUUCAACCAUUUCGGGAAUGCGGGAACAUGCAGUUGAUCCCAAGUGGGUUCACACAAUGGAGCCGGGCACUGGGCCACCGGAGCUGGAGAUUUACGGGCCUUGUGGGUUGAGACGCUUUCUAAGGACCACGACUGCUAUCUCCUGGUCGCUGUUGCGAAUGUCCUACGCCGUGCACGAACUUCAUCCACGUCCUGAACAGGUUUCAACGUGCUUCCACAGGUGGACGGCCUUUGAUCUUGAUCCGGUUCGCGACAAAAUGCUCCCAUUUGAACGCGAAGGCAGGGAUCUCCAACCAGAUGCCGAUGGCUUCUUUCGGAACAUAUUUGGCUCGGAGCCAGGGGCCGGUGAUGGAUUAGAGGACUUCGUGGUGCACGCUUUCAUGCUCGACCACCCAGUUCCGUGCGUGGGCUACUUGCUGCUGGAGCCCGCGCCUUUGCCUCGUCUUCUCGUGGAAAAGGCCGUCAAGUUGGGUGUCAAACCGGGCCCCCUUUUGGGCAAAUUAAAGCAGGGCGAGUCGGUGGUCAUUGAGAAGGAGGACGGAUCGAAGGUGACUGUGACCCCCGAUCAGGUGCGCGGUCCGCCAAUCCGCGGACGUCGCGUCGCCAUCCUCGGCGACAGCCGCGAUUCCUCGGAGCUGCGGCGCCUCCUCGAGACGGAGUUCCCCGGGACCGCGUUGGUCGUCGACUGCAUGGUCCACGAGGCCACGGGACACUCGGUGGAGCAGGGCGAUGCGGAGAUGAGGAGCAAGGGCCACUCGACCGCGCGUGGGGCUGCGGCGUUCGCGGCAACCAUUGGUGUGCGCCAGCUGGUGUUGAAUCACUUCAGCCAGCGCUUCCUGGAAGAAGACAUGUAUUUGCAGUGUAAGCUUUGUGACGUAUUGUCAUUGAAAUCAAUCAAUACAGCGAUGAAGGACGGGAUUGCUCCUAAUUUUAUCACACCAAACCUGCCAACUACACAUCGCACCGGUGUUUGUCGUUCCAAGGAUCCUGGUAAAUACUCCAAAGUGUCUUCGCUGCUUGAAGAUGCGAAGAGCUGUAAAGAAUUCAAAGGGAAGGUGGAACUGGCCGCGGACUUGAAGGUCAUUCCCAUAGUUGCGAAUAUCGAAGAAGAAGGCGUACCAAAAUGA